AUUACAAGAUUGGUAUCGGGACUACGAUUUCGCGAGUCUUUUUGCUAGUUGUUUUAAAAGAAAGUUGAACGAGAACUAAAUAUGCCUAAGUAUUAUAAAGUGGAAAUCAACAAGACGGAAUGGAUUGUGCCAGAGCGAUACCAAAUGCUGACACCCGUAGGAUCCGGCGCCUACGGUCAAGUUUGCUCUGCCAUAGACACCCUACACAACAUGAAGGUGGCCAUCAAAAAGUUGGCGAGGCCGUUCCAGUCAGCUGUGCAUGCCAAGAGGACCUACAGAGAACUGCGCAUGUUGAAACACAUGAACCAUGAAAAUGUCAUAGGAUUGUUGGACGUAUUCAGCCCCGAGAAGACCCUGGAGGAGUUCCAGCAGGUGUACCUGGUGACGCACCUGAUGGGCGCCGACCUGAACAACAUCGUGCGCACGCAGAAGCUCUCCGACGACCACGUGCAGUUCCUCGUCUACCAGAUCCUGCGCGGGCUCAAGUACAUCCACUCCGCGGGCAUCAUACACAGGGACCUGAAACCAUCAAACAUCGCUGUCAACGAAGACUGCGAGCUGAAGAUCCUGGACUUCGGCCUCGCCAGACCAACUGAAAUAGAAAUGACGGGCUACGUCGCCACUAGAUGGUACCGCGCGCCGGAGAUCAUGCUGAACUGGAUGCACUACAACCAGACGGUGGACAUCUGGUCCGUGGGCUGCAUCAUGGCCGAGCUGCUCACCGGCAGGACCCUGUUCCCCGGCUCGGACCAUAUCCACCAGCUGAACUUGAUCAUGGAGGUGCUGGGCACGCCCGCCCAGGAGUUCAUGCAGAAAAUCUCCUCGGAGUCUGCCCGUAACUACAUCCAAUCCCUGCCUGCGCUCGCGCGCCGAGACUUCCGCGAGGUGUUCCGAGGCGCCAACCCGCUCGCCAUCAACUUGCUCGAGCUCAUGCUCGAAUUGGACGCUGACAAGCGUAUAACGGCGGAACAAGCGCUAGCGCACAAGUACCUCGAGCAGUACGCGGACCCGAGCGACGAGCCCGUGUCGGCGCCCUACGACCAGAGCUUCGAAGAUAUGGACCUGCCCGUCGACAAGUGGAAAGACCUGGUGUGGAAGGAGGUGGUGGAGUUCAAGCCGCACCCGCAGCACAUGAGCACCGUCGUGGAGGUUAACCCCGAAUAACAAGUGUUACACCCCCCCCCCC
This is a messenger RNA of Cydia amplana, 1186 nucleotides long. RefSeq names its product mitogen-activated protein kinase p38b-like (gene P38mapk). Lineage: Eukaryota; Metazoa; Arthropoda; Insecta; Lepidoptera; Tortricidae. Bases 82 to 1164 code for a protein of 360 amino acids. The transcript has 9 exons. Gene Ontology annotation, cellular component: nucleus; cytoplasm. Gene Ontology annotation, molecular function: MAP kinase activity; ATP binding. The record is from RefSeq and is a predicted model, not a curated record. Gene Ontology annotation, biological process: intracellular signal transduction; protein phosphorylation.